UGGUCGGUAGGGGGACGAAUGUCAGCAGUAGAUCAGUUACUCACCGUCAGUCACUACCCAGCACGGCACACUUCUCAUCUUCAUCGCCAUUAGCCAUGUUGACGACAUUCGCAGGAGCGUUAAGCUGCCAGGUAGCCACCGGGCACAUCUUUCAUAUACGCGCCAAAUCCAUCGACGAUGCUGAAAGAAUCGAUAUCGGGUUUCAGGCAGACAAGACCAAUGAGUCGGACACCCUGCUACACCUAUCAAUACGCUACGAAGAUCAACGGAUUGUACGCAAUGCCCGGUUGGGUGGUCAGUGGCAACAGCCCGAGCAACACUGUGAUCCAUCGUCGAAGGUGCUUCAAAGGAUCGUGACCGGCAAAGUGUUUACCGUGUACAUCCUUGUCGGCGAUCAGCAGUUCCACAUCGCGUUCGAGGGUAGCCACAUUUGCUCGUUUCCCAUCAAAGGCUCGCUAGAGGGCAUCAAAUCCAUCACAAUUACGAAGGACGUUCAUCAGGUGCUGUGUGUCGACCAUCGUCAGUCCUUCCCGUUUCCCUUUCCGGCCCUACAGUCUGAGGAUAGUUCGUACUACUUUUCGAACGAUGUUCCCAAACCAUUCCUGCCAGGGCACAUCAUCAUCCUAACUGCUAUCCCGUUCGGGAAUCCACGCGGCGGCUUCAUCUUGAAGUUUAACGAAAACGGUAGCAAAAAGCAGGCGCUCCACUUUAACCCUCGCUUCGAUCCGCACUACGUCGUCGUGCGUAACUCGCACGCAUCCGAGGCUCUCGACUUUCGGCAGGAGGAACGUUCCGGUGGCUUUCCGUUCAUUAUCGAUCAGCAGUUUAAGCUGGCGAUAGGGUUAGCGGAGCAGGAGUUUAAAUUUGCCAUCAACGGUAGCAAGUUCGAGACGUACACGUAUAAGAACCACCGUCAGCUCGAUGUGCUGAACGGAUUCCGCAUCGAGUGUACGAACGGGUUACAGCUGGAGGUGACUGCUGUCGACCACUACUAUUCCGGCAUCCCGAACUGUGACGGCUUUGAGGAGUAUUCCGAUCCGGACGUGGACAUUGUAUAGCCCACGCUACGCUAGCAACUUCAGGUGGAGCCUUCAGGCCCCGGUUCGAUAUCUUUAGCAAGCUUGAGACAGGAAAAAAAGGCCACAGACUGUCCAUACUGUGCAACUAAUUUUUCGUAGCGAUAGCGAUUUUGCGGGCAUGCGCCUUGUUUGUGAUUGUGUCAUGCACGAGAUUCACAUAAAACGUCGGGUAAGGAAAAUAAAUAUAACUGCAGUGUGACAAAUAUCUUAAAACUGACCGUUAUCUUACUUCACUGAUCAAACCGAUCACUGAUAACCGUCGCCAUGAUAGCAGUUUGCCCCUUUACUUGGACCGUACUCCUUCUGCUCGAGAUACGAUAAACGUUCUGUAAGCCUGCAUGUAUGUGAGAACCUGCGAGAAGUUGGAAAUAAAAAACGAUGUUCAGCUCUCUGCUGUUGGAUUUCA
Anopheles stephensi (Asian malaria mosquito) is the source of this 1485-nucleotide messenger RNA. RefSeq lists its product as uncharacterized. Gene Ontology annotation, molecular function: galactoside binding; carbohydrate binding. The transcript is spliced from 5 exons. Bases 96 to 1058 code for a protein of 320 amino acids. The record is from RefSeq and is a predicted model, not a curated record. NCBI's taxonomy places the organism in Eukaryota, Metazoa, Arthropoda, Insecta, Diptera, Culicidae.